AUGACGGACUCAAGCAUAGGUCCCCAGUCUACACCGGCAUUGGUGCCGCCUCGAUCGCCUCCAAAACAAUCCCAAGAUGCGAAAGAGGAUGAUUACAGAAAGAGCGAGGGAGACACGACGCAUGACUUGGAGAAAGGCUCAAGCAGCACCGUACCACCUCCAACAGAUACAGAGCGCUUCUUUGUAGAGUUCGAAGGACCCAACGACCCUGACAACCCAAAGAGCUGGACCCCAAAGCGAAGAUGGGGAAUCACUAUCUCCAUGGGCCUGAUGGUCUUUACAGUCACAUUCGCCAGCUCAAUAUUCAGUGUCAACAUUGGUGUUGUCCAGGAGAAGUUCAAUGUCGAACUGGUCACAGCUACUCUCGGUGUAGCACUAUUCGUUCUGGGUUUUGUAUUUGGUCCAAUUGCAUUUGGGCCGAUGUCAGAGGUCCUUGGUCGGAAAACCCCUCUAAUGUUCGGCUUCGCACUCUUUGCCAUCUUCCAGAUUCCAGUAGCCCUUGCGCAGAACAUUACAACAGUAUGCGUUGGCCGCUUCCUCGGUGGAUUCUUCGCCUCUGCACCUCUGGCAGUCGUAGGUGGAGCUCUUGCAGACUUGUGGGAUCCAAUUCCCAGGUCUUAUGCCAUUUGUGUUUUUGCCGCUGGUGGAUUCGCUGGGCCGGUAGCAGGCCCUAUUGCCGGUGGUUUCAUCACAGAAUCGCACCUUGGAUGGCGAUGGACAUCGUGGAUUACCCUGAUAAUGGCUGGCUUGUUUGGGGUCCUUGGUUUCUUUGUCAUUCCGGAGACUUCAGCCGCCAGGAUAUUACAGUUGCGGGCCGCCAGGUUGCGGAAGGAGACGGGCAACGGCAAGUACCACGCUGCAGCGGAUGAGAACAAGUUGACUGUCGACAAAGUGGUAAAUGUCUACCUCUUGAGACCCUUCAUCAUGUUCAUUCAGGAGCCAAUCUUAGCACUUGUAACAGCCUACAUGAGCUUUUUGUACGGUAUCGUCUACCUACUGUUCGAGGCAUUCCCUGUGUCAUUUCACGAAGAACGUGGCUGGUCUUUAGGAGUCUCUCAGCUGCCAUUUGGUGCCUUCAUUGUCGGCAUUCUACUGGGGGCUGGCUGCAUCGCUUAUAGUUCCGCCACCAACUUUACGCGCGCAUUCCAUAAACACGGCAAGAUCAUUCCGGAGGAACGCUUACCGCCCAUGAUCGUUGGGGCCGUCGCGCUGCCAGUCGGUCUCUUUUGGUUUGCCUGGACUAGCAACCCAAACAGCACGUGGGUACCACAGGUGCUUUCUGUCGCUCUCCUCGGUUUUGGCUGCAUGGUACCCUUCUGGCAAGGUAUGAGUUACCUCAUCGACUGCUAUGGCUUCUACUCCAACAGCGCCAUCGCGGUCAAUACGUUCAUCCGUUCUUUCGCGGGGGCUUUCUUCCCACUGUUCACGCAUGUCAUGUACCACAGACUUGGUGUACCUUGGGCAAGUAGUCUUCUAGGCUUUAUCUGCGUAGUUUUUAUUCCUGUGCCUAUUCUUUUCUAUAUCUACGGUGCGAGGAUAAGGACAAAGAGCAAGUGGGCGCCGACAGCAUAA
Molecule: messenger RNA, 1572 nt
Organism: Alternaria atra
Lineage: Eukaryota; Fungi; Ascomycota; Dothideomycetes; Pleosporales; Pleosporaceae
Exons: 3
Coding region: 1-1572 (523 amino acids)
Biological process (GO): transmembrane transport
Molecular function (GO): transmembrane transporter activity
Source: RefSeq, a predicted model, not a curated record